This is a messenger RNA of Stegastes partitus (bicolor damselfish), 687 nucleotides long. It is a transcript of the gene rd3l, whose product is annotated as RD3 like. Lineage: Eukaryota; Metazoa; Chordata; Actinopteri; Pomacentridae. The transcript has 2 exons. Bases 1 to 678 code for a protein of 225 amino acids. The record is from RefSeq and is a predicted model, not a curated record.
AUGCCUCUGUUCAGCUGGAUGAAAUGGUCGCAUGAGACGAGAGAGCAGGCUCAGGAUACGACACCAUCUCUGAAAAGCUCGGGGGUUGUACCCAGCCGCAUGCUGAUCACAGAGCUCCUGUGGCAUGUGGAAGAACGCGAGCGGCUGGCGAGAGAACUGGAGCGUGAGCACAGGCUAGCCCACAGUGCCCUGGGUCUCCACUGGUUUCAGAAGUACCCCAGGUUACGGACCCUCAUCCCCUCAUCGGAGCUACACCAGCUGGAGUUCCUGUGUGCUCAGAUCCCACCCAUCCACGCAGCCACCGUCCUCUCCAGGUUUCGUGAGGUGCUUGCGACUAACAACAUAAGACCCUGGGAGCUGGCGUCUGUCUUCAAGCAGGUACUGAGGGACUUCCUGAACCAGAAGGAAUACGGUGAAGAGCACGACGUCUCAGUGCAGCCGGCACAGUUCCGACCAAUGGAAGCUUGGACCAGCCGUUACAAAAUGAAGCAGGGCUUUGUCACGCCGACGGUCCCCAACUGUGGAGACCACCCGAGGGAAGAGAUCCCGACAGUCUCUGCCUACGUGGAUCGGGCCAUGCGACAUUCCAGCUCAUUCACAGCCACCAGAGACUGGGACCUUCCAUAUUACUAUCCAACGCCUCUCAGGCCCAAAGCGGCGUACAGCACUACACUGUGAGCGAACACA